AUGAUUGUCUCCCUAUCUGCUAGGAAUAAGAUAGGGUUCAUUGAUGGAACAGUUCUCCAACCUCCUGAAAAUUCCCCUCAAUUUACGCAAUGGGAUAGGUGUAACAAUAUGGUCAUAUCUUGGCUGACCAAUUCCCUUACACCAAAAAUAGCUGAAAGUGUUCAGUACUCUAGCACUGCCCAAAGUAUCUGGACCCAGCUUAAUAAAAGUUCUUGCACAUGUGCUGCCAAAUCUGAGCUCCAAAGAGAAGAUGACGAGAACAAGUUGCAUCAGUUUCUCAUAUGGCAUAAUGACACCUAUAUUGGGGUUAAGAGUAAUCUGCUCAUGAUGCAGCCUCCUCCAUCUCUAGACACUACCCACAAAAUCUUGCUUCAGGAUGAGAGACAAAGACAAGUGUCCUCACCAUCCCAAUUCCAUACUGAUUCUGACUCUUUCAAUGCCCAUCUCAAUAAUAAGUUCUCAGGGACACCUGCCCUCCUAAACAGUUCGAUCAAAGAGUUCCCACCAGGUUUCAAAUUUACUAAGGGUAAAAGGACUACUGCAAAUGUUGAGGUGCAGGGUUAUCCAAAUUCUGUUGGUUUUCAGAAUACUAUUGAGAGUUCUCACUCUCCAGCUGAAGGGUCUUCCAAGUCAGAGUUCUUGAUUCCUGGGUUAACCAAGGAUCAAUAUUCACAACUUAUGAUGCUGCUUUAA
Nicotiana tabacum (common tobacco) is the source of this 693-nucleotide messenger RNA. Lineage: Eukaryota; Viridiplantae; Streptophyta; Magnoliopsida; Solanales; Solanaceae. The record is from RefSeq and is a predicted model, not a curated record.